GUAGAACCCACGCGUUAGGGCUGGAGAAGGGAAAGAAACCAGAGCGCGGGGCCCCAGAUCUGUCUGUCCUCAAAGCCUGUUCUUCUGGCCGCUGUUCAUCACACCAGCUACAGUUUUGUCAAGUCCUACAUGAGAAACCAGGCUCAGAGAGGUGAAGUCACUUGCCCAAGAUUACACAGCAAGUAAAUGGUAGAACCUGGCAUUCAAAUCCAGAGCCUAUCAUUUGGAUUUGCAGAUGAUCUUUGACAGGCUUGCUUUUGGAAGAUAACCCUUCAAUUCGUGCCAUCACUUUGGGACAUGGACAUAUCCUGGUGGGAACGAAAAAUGGAGAGAUCCUGGAAAUUGAUAAGAAUGGCCCAAUGACACUGCUCAUUCAGUUCCAUCUGUGGUUGCUGGAGAAGGGCAUGGCUCAGGCAGGAAGUUGUCAAACCCCUGUAGUUCACCUAUUCAAGGAAGAGAAAAAUGGCCUCUCUGACUGGGAGGCAUUCUUUCAACUUCCUGGAUGGUGUCAUGUUUUCACUCUAGACAUGGGUUCUCUGCGGAGCUGGUGGCUGCUCUGGGCCGGAGCAACCCUCCUGUGGGGUUUGACCCAGGAGGCCUCAGUGGACCCCAAGAACAGCGGGGGGGAGGAAUUCCUCAUGGCCUUCCUGCAGAACUAUAAUCGCGGGUACAGCAAAGCCUACCUCUACCUCCUCCUCUCCAGUCUGUCGGACAACCUCACCUCAGUCUCCAUCCUCAGCCAGGUAGACGGCACCUCACAGAAGGUCACUGUGAGGCCCGGGCAGUCAGUCAUGGUCAACAUCACUGCCAAGGCUGAGAUGGUCGGCAGCAGUACCUUCCAGCGUGCGGUGGUGGUCCACUCUGACCGCACCAUCUCUGUGCAGGCAAUAAACGCUAAGCCCAACACAGCAGAUGCGACACAGCUGUGGCCUGUCCGCGCCCUAGGCACUGAGUACUUUGUGUUCACACCCUCCAGCGCUUCGUCCCAGAAUCUCAAGGAGUUUGCUGUGGUGGCGGGUGCAGACGGUGCCUCUGUCAGUAUACAGCUGAAGGGGUCAGUGACAUUCCAGGGCAAGUCCUACUCAGCGGGCAAUGUCCUGAGUGUGACUCUGGACCCCUACCAUGUGGCCCAGGUGCAGAGCACAGCUAACCUCUCAGGGUCAAAGGUCACCGCCAGUAGCCCCGUGGCUGUCCUCUCUGGCCACAGCUGUGCCCAGAAAAACACGAACUGCAACCAUGUGGUGGAGCAGCUGCUACCCACAUCUGCCUGGGGCACCUACUAUGUGGUGCCCCCUCUGUCCUUGCAGACCCGCUCCGACCUGGUCUAUGUCGUGGCCAGCCAGGCCACGAAACUGACCUACAACCUCGGGGGCACCAAUGGCUCCCGUGAGCUCCAGGCAGGUAACGUGGCAGAGUUUGAGAUCCAGCAGUCCCAGCCACUCUACCUGUCUGCAGAUGUGGGCAUCCAAGUCCUGCUGUUUGGCACGGGUACCACCAAAGAUGGAGUGACCUAUGACCCCCACCUGGUCCUGAUCCCAGACGUGGCAGCCUACUGCCCUGCCUAUGUGGUGAAGUGCGUGCCAAACUGUAAGUGCGUGGCCCUGGUAGUGGCACCGACAAAGGCUGCUGGUGAGCUGACCAUAGAUGGGCAGAGGCUGGGGGCCAAUCUCACCUGGGCCGUUGUGCCAGGCAGUGAGUUCUCAUAUGCUGAAGUGGACCUCGGCACUAAGGACAGUAUCCAUGUGGCUGAGGCUGCUACCAGCUUUGGGCUGCUCACCUUUGGGCUGAACCAGGACGUGAGCUUUGGGACAGCAGCUGCGUGCGGCCGGACCCUGCAGACCCAGGAGCCCUCCUGCGAAGGCAAGCAGUGCGGUCCCAAGCAGCUCUGCAAGGUGCUGGAUGGGCAGGCCAGGUGCUUGGCAGACUCCGCGGCCACCUGCCGCGCCCAGGGUGACCCCCAUUACACCACCUUCGAUGGCCGCCGCUAUGACAUGAUGGGCACGUGCUUGUACUCGAUGGCGGAGCUGUGCAGCAACGACCAGACCCUGCCUGCCUUCAGCGUGGAGACCAAGAACGAGCACCGGGGCAGCCGCAGCGUCUCUUACGUGGGCUUGGUUACCGUGCGCGCCUACAACCACGCGGUGUCGCUGGCCCGCGGGGAAGUUGGCUUCGCUCGGAUCGACAGCCAGCGCUCACGCCUGCCUGCCUCCCUGGCUGAGGGCCGCCUGCGCGUGUACCAGAGUGGGACACGGGCCAUGGUAGAGCUGGACUUCGGGCUGGUAGUCACCUAUGACUGGGAUGCCCAGCUGGCACUGAGCCUACCCGUGCACUUCCAAGGCCAGGUGUGCGGUCUGUGUGGCAACUAUAAUGGUGACCCCACUGAUGACUUCCUUACACCUGACCGGGAGCAGGCUCCUGAUGCUGUGGAGUUUGCCAGUAGCUGGAAGCUGGACGACGAGGACUACCUAUGUGAGGACGGCUGCCAGAACAACUGUCCCUCCUGCACCCCAGACCAGGCCCAGCACUAUGAGGACAGCCAUCUCUGCGGCAUGCUGACCCAGCUCGAUGGCCCCUUUGCCGUCUGCCGUGAUGCCCUGGACCCCCAGCCCUUCCUGAAGGAAUGUGUAUAUGACCUAUGUGUGGCCAGUGGGGACCGGGCCAGCCUGUGCCGUGCCCUUAACGCCUACGCCCAGGCCUGUCUGGAGUUUGGCAUCUCUGUUGGGAACUGGAGGUUGCCAGCCAGCUGCCCCCUGUCCUGCCCCGCCAACAGCCGCUACGAGCUCUGCGGCCCCGCCUGCCCGGCCUCCUGCAACCCCGCCGCGGUGCCGUCCAACUGUUCCUCGCGCCCGUGCGUCGAGGGCUGCGUGUGCCUCCCGGGUUUCGUGGCCAGCGGCGGCGCCUGCGUUGCCACCUCGUCCUGCGGCUGCAACUUCGAGGGCCGCCCGCUCGCGCCCGGCCAGGAGGUGUGGGCCGAUGAGUAUUGCCGGCGGCGCUGCACCUGUGACGCCGCCACCCAGCAGGUGCGCUGCAGCGACACGCAGGGAUGCCCAGCUGGAGAGCGCUGCCGCGUCCAGAACGGUCUCCUGGGUUGUUACCCCGACCGUUUCGGGAGCUGCCAGGCGUCUGGGGACCCGCACUACGUGAGCUUCGACGGCCGGCGAUUCGACUUCAUGGGCACCUGCACGUACCUGCUGGCCGGCUCGUGCGGCCAGGCCGCGGGGCUGCCUGCCUUCCGGGUGCUGGUGGAAAACGAGCAUCGGGGCAGCCAGACGGUGAGCUACACGCGCGCCGUGCGCGUGGAGGCUCGUGGUGUGAAGGUGGCCGUGCGCCGGGAAUACCCUGGGCGAGUGCUGGUGGACGGCAUCCUUCAGUACCUGCCCUUCCAGGCGGCAGAUGGGCAGGUGCAGGUGUUCCGCCAGGGCCAAGAUGCUGUCGUGCGCACAGACUUUGGCCUGACUGUCACCUAUAACUGGGAUGCCCAUGUGACUGCCAAGGUGCCCAGCAGCUAUGCGGGGGCCCUGUGCGGGCUCUGUGGGAACUUCAACGGGGACCCGGCUGACGACCUGGCUCUGAGGGGUGGAGGCCAAGCUGCCAACGCACUGGCCUUCGGGAAGAGCUGGCAGGAGGAAACAAGGCCAGGCUGUGGAGCAGCUGAGCCAGGCGACUGUCCCAAGCUGGACAACCUGGUGGCCCAGCAGCUGCAGAGCAAGAAGGAGUGUGGGAUCCUUGCCGACCCCAGUGGGCCCUUCCGGGAGUGCCACCACACACUGGACCCACAGGGUGCUGUGCGAGACUGCGUCUACGACCGCUGCCUGCUGCCAGGCCAGUCUGGACCACUGUGUGACGCAUUGGCCUCCUACGCUGCUGCAUGCCAGGCCGCCGGGGCCACUGUGCACCCCUGGAGGAGUGAGCAACUCUGCCCCCUGAGCUGCCCGCCCCACAGUCACUACGAGGCGUGUUCCUACGGCUGCCCGCUGUCCUGCGGAGACCUCCCGGUGCCUGGGGGCUGUGGCUUCGACUGCAAAGAGGGCUGCGUGUGUGAUGAGGGCUUCGUGCUCAACGGUGAGUCCUGCGUGCCGCUGCCCUCCUGUGGCUGCGUGUACGAGGGCACCUACCACCCGCCCGGCCAGACCUUCCACCCGGGGUCGGGGUGCAAUUCCCUGUGCCACUGUGAGGAGGGUGGCCUGGUGUCCUGUGAGCCCUCCAGCUGUGGCCCACACGAGGCCUGCCAGCCGUCCGGUGGCGUCCUGGGCUGUGUGGUUGUGGGUUCUGCCACCUGCCAGGCAUCGGGAGACCCCCAUUACACCACCUUCGACGGCCGCCGCUUCGACUUCAUGGGCACCUGUGUGUAUUCACUGGCUCGGACCUGCGGGACCCAGCCUGGCCUGGCCCAGUUUGCCGUCCUGCAGGAGAACGUGGCCUGGGGCAAUGGGAAAGUCAGCGUGACCAGGGUGGUCACUGUCCAGGUGGCCAACUUCACCCUGCGGCUGGAGCAGAAGCAGUGGAAGGUCACGGUGAAUGGUGUGGACAAGAGGCUGCCUGUGGUGCUGGCCGAGGGCCAGGUCCGCGCCUCCCAGCAUGGCUCAGACGUUGUGAUCGAGACUGACUUUGGCCUGCGCGUGGCCUAUGACCUCGCGUACAAUGUGCGGGUCACCAUCCCAGGCAACUACUACCAGCAGCUGUGUGGCCUGUGUGGGAACUACAACGGCGACCCCAAGGACGACUUCCAGAAGCCCGACGGCUCACAGGCAGGCAGCUCCAAUGAGUUCGGCAACUCCUGGCAGGAGGCAGUGCCAGGCUCUCCCUGCCUGCCCACCUGCAAGCCCGGCGAAAGCUGUGACACGGAGCUGGAGUGUAAACCUGAGCUGCAGGAGAAAUACGAGCAGCAGCAGUUCUGUGGGCUCCUCACCAGCCCCACGGGGCCGCUGGCUGCCUGCCACAAGCUGGUGGACCCCCAGGGUCCCUUGAAAGAUUGUGUCUUUGAUCUCUGUGUGGGUGGCGGGAACGAGAGCAUUCUCUGCAGCAACGUUCAUGCCUAUGUGAGUGCUUGCCAGGCAGCUGGAGGCCACGUCGAACCCUGGAGGACCGAAUCUUUCUGUCCGAUGCAGUGCCCCCCUAACAGCCACUACGAGCUCUGUGCAGACACCUGCUCCCUGGGCUGCUGGGCACUCAGUGCCCCCCCGCAGUGCCCAGAUAGCUGUGCCGAGGGCUGCCAGUGUGACUCCGGCUUCCUCAACGACGGCCAAGCCUGCGUGCCCAUCCAGGAGUGCGGCUGCUACCACAACGGUGUCUACUACGAGCUGGGGCAGACUGUACUCAUUGACAACUGCCAGCAGCAGUGCGUGUGCCACGCUGGAAAAGGCCUGCUGUGCCAGGACCACAGCUGCAGUCCAGAGCAGGUGUGCCACGCCUCGGGAGGCGUCCUGAGCUGCGUCACCAAAGACCCGUGCCAUGGUGUGACGUGUCAGCCACAGGAGACAUGCCAGGAGAAGAAUGGCCAGGGUGUGUGCGUGCCCAACUACGAGGCCACGUGUUGGCUGUGGGGCGACCCACACUACCACUCUUUCGAUGGCUGGAACUUUGACUUCCAGGGUACUUGUAGCUAUGUGCUGGCAUCAACCAGCUGCCCAGGGAGCAGCGCCCAGGGCCUGACAUCCUUCACUGUCACCACCAAGAAUGAGAACCGGGGCAACCCCUCUGUGUCCUACGUGAGGCUGGUCACCGUGACCAUCCUCAACACCACCAUCUCCAUCCACAAAGGCGAGAUCGGCAAAGUCCGGGUGAACGGCGUGCUGACGGCAUUGCCUGUCUCUGUGGCCGGUGGGCAGCUUUCAGUCACCCAGGGCGUAUCGAGAGCGGUGCUGGCCACCGACUUCGGGCUGCGGGUCAGCUAUGACUGGGAUUGGCGAGUGGAGGUGACGCUGCCCAGUAGCUAUCACGGUGUGGUGUGUGGGCUCUGUGGGAACAUGGACCAUAACCCCAGCAACGACCAAGCCUUCCCUAACGGCACGCUGGCUCCCUCCAUACCCGUCUGGGGCGGCAGCUGGCGGGUUCCAGGCUGGGACCCACUGUGCUGGGAUGAAUGUCAGGGGUCCUGCCCAACAUGUGCCGAGGACCGACUGGAGGAGUACAGGGGCCCUGGCUUCUGUGGACCCCUGGCCCCUGGCUCCGGAGGCCCCUUCGCUGCCUGCCAUGCCCACGUGGCCCCUGAUAGCUUCUUCAAGGGCUGCGUUCUGGAUGUCUGCCUGGGCGGUGGGGCCCAGGACAUACUUUGCCAGGCUCUGGCUGCCUAUGCCGCUGCCUGCCAGGCUGCUGGGAUUGUCAUUAAGGACUGGAGGACGCAGGCCGGCUGCGAGCUCUCCUGCCCAGAAAACAGCCACUACGAGCUCUGUGGCCCCCCCUGCCCAGCCAGCUGCCCGUCUCCUGCACCCCCCACCGCCUCUGCCCCAUGUGGGGGCCCCUGCACCGAGGGCUGCCAGUGUGACUCAGGCUUCGUGUUGAGCACCGACCGCUGCGUUCCCCUGGAUGGUGGCUGCGGCUGCUGGGCCAACGGCACCUACCACGAGGCAGGCAGCGAGUUUUGGGCUGAUGCCACCUGCUCCCAGCGGUGCCACUGCGGGCCUGGCGGUGGCUCACUGGUCUGCAAGCCUGCCAGCUGCGGGCUAGGUGAAGAGUGUGCCCUACUGCCCUCAGGCCAGCAUGGCUGCCGCCCUAUCAGCACAGCUGAGUGUCAGGCCUGGGGUGACCCCCAUUACAUCACCCUGGAUCGGCACCACUUCAACUUCCAAGGCGCCUGCGAGUACCUGCUGAGUAUGCCCUGCCACAGACUACCCCCGGGGGUAGAGAACUUCACGGUCACUGUAGACAAUGAGCACCGGGGCAGCCAGGCCAUCAGUUACACCCGCACUGUCACCCUGCACAUCUACGGCCACAGCUUCGCCCUCAGUGCCCGCCGGCCCCGACAGCUGCAGGUGGACGGCACGCUGGUGGCGCUGCCCUUCCAGCUGGACUCGCGCCUGCGCGCACACCUGAGCGGCGCCGACGUGGUGGUGACCACGGCCACGGCGAUCUCGCUGGCUUUCGACGGAGACAACAACGUGCGCCUGCGCGUGCCGGCGCCGUACGCGGGCACCCUUUGUGGCCUCUGCGGGAACUACAACCAGAACCCCAACGACGACCUGAAUGCGGUGGGCGGGAACCCGGACGGCUGGCAAGUGGGCGGCGCCGAGGGCUGCGGUGAGUGCGUGCCCGGGCCGUGCCCGCAGCCCUGCACGCAGGAGCAGCAGGAGCCCUUCGGCAGUCCCGACGCCUGCGGCGUGAUCUCUGCCCCCGACGGCCCGCUGGCUCCUUGCCACAGCCACGUACCGCCCACGCAGUACUUCCAGGCCUGCUUGCUGGACGCCUGCCAGGCUCAGGGCCAUCCGGGAGGCCUCUGCCCUGCCGUGGCCACCUAUGUGGUAGCCUGCCAGGCCGCUGGGGCCCAGCUUGGCGAGUGGAGGCGGCCGGACUUCUGUCCCCUCCAGUGCCCGGCCCACAGUCACUACAAGCUCUGUGGUGACUCCUGCCCUGUGAGCUGCCCUAGCCUCUCAGCGCCCGAGGGCUGCGAAUCCACCUGCCGGGAGGGCUGUUUCUGCGACGCUGGCUUUGUGCUUAGUGGAGACACCUGCGUGCCUGUGGGCCAGUGCGGCUGCCUCCACGAGGGCCGCUACUACCCGCUGGGCAAGGACUUCUACCCGGGUCCUGAGUGUGAGCGGCGCUGCGAGUGUGGGCCGGGCGGCCAGGUCAGCUGCCAGGAGGGCGCGGCCUGCGGGCCCUACGAGGAGUGCCGGUUACAGGAUGGCGUCCAGGCCUGUCGCCCUACAGGCUGUGGCCGCUGCCUGGCCAGCGGGGGCGUCCACUACAUUACCCUCGACGGCCGUGCCUAUGACCUGCAUGGCUCCUGCUCCUAUAUCUUGGCCCAGGUCUGCCACCCACAGCCUGGGGACGAGGACUUUACCAUUGUGCUUGAGAAUAAUGCGGCUGGAGAUCCCCAGCGUCUGGUGGUUACUGUGGCUGGCCAGGUUGUGGGCCUGGCUCGAGGGCCACAGGUCACUGUGGAUGGCGAGGCUGUAGCCCUGCCUGUGGCUGUGGGCCACGUGCGGGUGACCGCCGAGGGCCGGAACAUGAUUCUGCAGACCACCAAGGAGCUGCGUCUUCUCUUUGACGGCGAUGCCUACAUCCUCAUAUCCAUCCCUAGCCCCUUCCGUGACCGACUUUGUGGCCUCUGUGGGAACUUCAACGGCAACUGGAAUGAUGACUUUGUCCUGCCCAGUGGCGCCAUGGCCCCCAGCGUGGAUGCCUUUGGAGCCGCGUGGCGGGCACCCGGCUCCUCCCAGGGCUGUGGCGAGGGCUGUGAGCCCCAGGGCUGCCCCCUGUGCUCAGCAGAGGAGACGGCGCCGUAUGAGAGCCUUGAGGCCUGUGGGCGGCUCCAGGAUGCCAAGGGCCCCUUCUCGGCCUGCCAUGCAGCUCUGAGCCCCUCUGAGUACUUCCGCCAGUGCGUGUAUGACCUCUGUGCCCAGAAGGGCAACAGUGCCACCCUCUGCCGCAGCCUGUCAGCCUACACAGCGGCCUGCCAGGCAGCUGGCGUGGCUGUGAAGCCCUGGAGGACAGACAGCUUCUGCCCGCUCCAGUGCCCUGCCCACAGCCACUACUCCAUCUGCACGCGCUCCUGCCAGGGCUCCUGUGCGGCUCUCUCUGGCCUCACGGGCUGCACCACCCGCUGCUUUGAGGGCUGCGAGUGUGACGACCGCUUCCUGCUGUCCCAGGGUGUCUGCAUCCCUGUCCAAGACUGCGGCUGCACCCAUGACGGCCGAUACUUGCCAGCGAACUCCUCCCUGCUGACCUCAGACUGCAGCGAGCGCUGUUCCUGCUCCUCGAGCACCGGCCAGACGUGCCAAGCGGCCAGCUGUCCGCCAGGCCGCGUAUGCGAGGUCCAGGCUGGGGUCCGGGACUGCUGGGUCUCCCGUGGCCUCUGUUCCCUCUCUGUGGAUGCCAACCUCACCACCUUCGAUGGGGCCCACAGUGCCGUCAGCUCCCCUGGCAUCUAUGAGCUCUCUUUCCGCUGCCCAGGACUACAGGAGACCGUCCCGUGGUACCGUGUGGUUGCUGAUGUCUGGCCCUGCGAUAGCAAAGCUGCAGUUCUGGGCCACGUUCACAUCUUCUUCCAGGAUGGACUGGUGACUGUGACCCGAAAGAAGGGCGUGUGGGUGAAUGGUCUCCAAGUGGAUCUCCCAGCUGAGGUGUUAACGUCUGUGUCCGUGAGUCGGAAUCCUGAUGGCUCCGUGCUAGUCCAGCAGAAGGCAGGGGUUCGGGUGCAGCUUGGCACCGAUGGGCAGCUAGCUGUGGUGGUCAGUGAUGACCAUGCUGGGAUGCUGUGUGGGGCCUGCGGAAACUUUGACGCGGACCAGACCAAUGAUGGGUAUGACCCCCAGAAGGAGACAACACUGGAAAACUGGAGAGCACAGGACUUCUCCCCAUGUCUGGACUGAUCCGUCAUCCACCGGGAAUGAGGACUUCGGGACCUGAGCCCCCUGGAGGUUGCAAUAAUUGAGGGAUGCACUCUGUCACUGUAUGUCCCUCAUCCACUCUACCCCUUUGCUGAGCCACUGAGGCCAACUGGGAAAGCAUUGAAUAAAUAUCUUAAG
Messenger RNA from Lagenorhynchus albirostris (white-beaked dolphin), 9683 nucleotides. RefSeq names its product Fc gamma binding protein (gene FCGBP). Gene Ontology annotation, cellular component: extracellular matrix. The record is from RefSeq and is a predicted model, not a curated record. NCBI's taxonomy places the organism in Eukaryota, Metazoa, Chordata, Mammalia, Artiodactyla, Delphinidae. Gene Ontology annotation, molecular function: protein binding. The transcript is spliced from 25 exons. Bases 360 to 9527 code for a protein of 3055 amino acids.